AUGGCGCCUCCGCCUUCGAACGAGAACAAAGUCAUCGAGGCCAAGAAGUUAGCGAAGUCGGAUCCUGCCCAAGCAGAGAACAUCUACAAGGAGGUCCUAUCACAACCGCCUGGCUCCAAUCCUGCAGCCUUGCAAAAUUACGAGACCGCGCUUGUUGGCCUGGGAGAGCUCUACAGAGAUGGCAAGCGGCCGGAGGAUCUCGCUGAACUGGUGAAGACGAGUCGGUCGACAUUAUCGUCUUUCGCUAAAGCGAAGACGGCCAAGCUUGUGCGGCAGUUACUCGACUUCUUGUCGGAAAUUCCUAAUACGCUCGAAAUUCAAAUCGCGACAACCAAAUCAUGUAUCGAGUGGGCUAACUCGGAAAAGCGAUCCUUCCUCCGUCAAAACCUCGAAACCAGACUGGUCGGGCUCUACAUGCAAAAGCAGGCUUACUAUGAUGCACUCACACUGAUUAAUGGUCUGUUGCGGGAGUUGAAGCGGCUUGAUGAUAAACUGGUCCUCGUGGAAGUGCAAUUACUGGAAUCCCGGGUCUACCACGCUCUCACCAACCAGGCCAAAGCCAAAGCUGCAUUGACUUCGGCAAGAACGUCCGCGGCUUCAGUCUACACUCCACCACUGCUACAAGCUGGACUUGACAUGCAGAGUGGCAUGCUGCAUGCAGAAGAUAAGGACUUCAAUACGGCCUUUUCCUACUUCAUUGAGGCGCUGGAGGGUUACCACGCCCAAGAUGACACUGCUCGCGCCACCUCGGCCUUGCAGUACAUGUUGUUGUGCAAGAUCAUGCUGAACCUGGUGGAUGAUGUUAAUUCUAUUCUCGCUUCCAAGCAGGCGCAGAAAUACGCGGGGACAAGUUUGGAGGCAAUGAAGGCGGUCGCCCGAGCGCAUUCGAACCGCUCGUUGGAGGAGUACGAACAAGCGUUGUCGAACUAUCGCUACGAGCUGGGCAGCGACGUGUUCAUCCGGAACCACCUGCGAAGAUUGUACGAUGCCAUGUUGGAACAGAAUCUGAUCAAGGUGAUUGAGCCCUUCAGUCGAGUCGAGAUUGACCACAUUGCCAAAAUGGUUGGUCUCGACACGCAACAAGUGGAGAGGAAACUGUCCCAAAUGAUUCUGGACAAGGUCAUCGUUGGCGUGCUAGACCAGGGCGAAGGGUGUUUGAUUGUGUACGAAGAGGCGGAGAGAGAUGCGGGCUACGACGCGGCGCUGGCCACCAUCGAGAAACUCAGCAAUGUGGUGGAUGUGCUCUACACAAACCAGGCAGCAUUGUUAGAAUAG
Messenger RNA from Exophiala dermatitidis NIH/UT8656, 1275 nucleotides. RefSeq names its product 26S proteasome regulatory subunit N6. The record is from RefSeq and is a predicted model, not a curated record. The transcript has 2 exons. Bases 1 to 1275 code for a protein of 424 amino acids. Gene Ontology annotation, cellular component: proteasome regulatory particle, lid subcomplex. Gene Ontology annotation, molecular function: structural molecule activity. Lineage: Eukaryota; Fungi; Ascomycota; Eurotiomycetes; Chaetothyriales; Herpotrichiellaceae. Gene Ontology annotation, biological process: ubiquitin-dependent protein catabolic process.